CGACCCCGGCACGACCGGCCCGGCCCCGGCGCCCUUUGCCCCGCGACAUGGCCAGUCCCAGGACGAGGAAGGUCCUGAAGGAGGUCAGGGUGCAGGAUGAGAACAACGUGUGCUUUGAGUGUGGCUCAUUCAGCCCCCAGUGGGUGAGCGUGACCUACGGCAUCUGGAUCUGCCUGGAGUGCUCGGGCAAGCACCGCGGCCUGGGCGUGCACCUCAGCUUUGUGCGCUCGGUGACCAUGGACAAGUGGAAAGACCUGGAGCUGGAGAAGAUGAAGGCCGGCGGGAAUGCCAGAUUCCGAGAGUUCCUGGAGUCCCAGGAGGACUACGACCCCUGCUGGUCGCUGCAGGAGAAGUACAACAGCAAGGCCGCAGCGCUCUUCAGGGACCGCGUGGCUACACUGGCUGAAGGCAAAGAGUGGUCCCUGGAGUCAUCGCCUGCCCAGUCCUGGACCCCUCCACAGCCCAAGACACCACUGCCGUCUGCCCACCGAGCGGCUAGCCAGCCCCAGAGUGUGACCGCCUCCUCUGACAAGGCCUUUGAGGACUGGCUGAACGAUGACCUGGGAGCCUACCAGGGGGCCCAGGAGAACCGCUACGUGGGCUUCGGGAAUACUGCGGCACCCCCCCGGAGGGAUGAGGACUUCCUCAACCAUGCCAUGUCGUCCCUGUGCUCGGGCUGGAGCAGUUUCACCACUGGAGCGAGCAGGUUCGCCUCUGCGGCCAAGGAGGGCGCCACGAAGUUUGGAUCGCAGGCCAGUCAGAAGUUUUGGGGCUCCAAGCAGCAGCCAGAGCCGGCCUCCGAGCUGGGCCACAGCCUGAACGAGCAUGUACUCAAGCCGGCUCACGAGAAGGUGAAGGAGGGGAGGAUUCUGGACGACAUGUCCAGCGGGGUGUCUCAGCUCGCAUCCAAGGUCCAGGGUGUGGGCACUAAGGGCUGGCGAGACAUGACAACCUUCUUCUCUGGAAAAGCCGAGGAGCCUGGCGACAGACCCCCGGAGGGCAGCAGCUACCAGAACAGCAGCGGGGACCAUGGGCAGGGCGGCGCUGUCAGCCAGAGCUUCUGGGAGACCUUCGGCAGCGCCGAGGCCCCACGAGCCCGCCAGUCCCCAAGCAGCAGCAGCUGGACGUGUGCCGACAAUUCGACGGAGCACCGGAGCUCGGACAGCUGGGACGUGUGGGGCUCGGGCACCGGCUCCAACCACAGGGACAGCAACAGUGACGGCUGGGAGCACUGGGAGGGCGCUGCCGGGGAGGGCCGGGCCAGGGCCAUCCACAAGCCAGCGCCGCCCCCUGCGCCCACUGAUGAGGGCUGGGACAAUCAGGACUGGUAGCUGCCCCGCUCUCUGCCCUCUGCCCUAGUGCUGCCCCCCCUCCAAGUCCUGAGACAUCACCC
This is a messenger RNA of Echinops telfairi (small Madagascar hedgehog), 1393 nucleotides long. It is a transcript of the gene ARFGAP1, whose product is annotated as ADP ribosylation factor GTPase activating protein 1. Gene Ontology annotation, molecular function: GTPase activator activity. The record is from RefSeq and is a predicted model, not a curated record. Gene Ontology annotation, biological process: regulation of ARF protein signal transduction; regulation of endocytosis. NCBI's taxonomy places the organism in Eukaryota, Metazoa, Chordata, Mammalia, Afrosoricida, Tenrecidae. Bases 48 to 1331 code for a protein of 427 amino acids. Gene Ontology annotation, cellular component: Golgi membrane. The transcript is spliced from 14 exons.